Molecule: messenger RNA, 2330 nt
Organism: Linum tenue
Lineage: Eukaryota; Viridiplantae; Streptophyta; Magnoliopsida; Malpighiales; Linaceae
Source: the annotation of a GenBank genome assembly
CGCCCAGGGGCAAAUCUCUCAUUCUCUCUCACCGUCCUUUCCUUUUUAUUUUCUCUCCCUCUCCCUUCAUUUUCAUUUCUCCCCUUCUCUGCUCGAAACGACGAGAAGGAAUACUUAAAAAAAAAAAAUUAAAUCGAACCCCUCUCUCUUUCAGACCUUUUCUCGAACAGGUCAUCUGCAAGCCGAAUCCCGGUGGGGAGAGUGAAGGAGUUUCCCGGCGGCGAUUUGUUCUGUUUUCUCCUUCCACCCGGGAAGAGGGUUGGAAUUCGCGUACGGGCUGGUGUUGGGAGCGCGGCCGGGUUUGCUGCUGGUGGCUUCUGCUCAUUGGUGGGCUGGGCUCUGGAUGGGUAUUGGAUACAGAGGGAGGAGUCGGUUGCCGGGAUUUGCUCCUUUCCGCGAUGUGACGGCCUUGUUGCUCUGAGAUUGAGGGGGGAGGAGGUUUCGAUUUCCGUUGAGAAGAUGGGGAGGUUGGCGGUGGGAAUAGCGGUGGGGGUGGCGGUGGCGACUUGUGCGGUGGCCGGGGUAGUGGUGGGAAGGAGAUUAAGGAGCCGGAGGAAAUGGAGGAGAGUGGUGGGGGUGUUGAGGGAGUUGGAAGAUUCGUGCGAGACUCCGGUGGGGAGGCUGAAGCAGGUGGUGGAUGCUAUGGCUGUGGAGAUGCAUGCUGGAUUGGCUUCCGAAGGAGGGUCCAAGCUGAAAAUGUUGCUCACUUUCGUUGACCGUUUGCCUACUGGGAGUGAGAUAGGAACUUAUUAUGCUCUAGAUCUUGGCGGUACUAAUUUUAGGGUAUUGCGGGUUCAGCUAGGAGGUACAAGGUCCUCAAUCUUGUCGAAAGAUGUAAAAAGGCAACGUAUUCCAGAGCACUUGAUGACCAGCACAAGUGAGGACCUCUUUGAUUUCAUUACAUCAAAACUGAAACAGUUUGUUGAACAAGAAGAAACUGUGUCUGAAGCUGCUCAAUCUAGAACCAGGGAGCUAGGGUUUACAUUCUCUUUUCCAGUCAAACAGAUUUCUAUCCGUUCUGGCUUCCUGAUACGGUGGAACAAAGGGUUUGCUAUUGAAGAUAUGAUUGGAUGCGAAAUUGUUGAACGUUUACAAGGAGCAUUGAUGAAGAAAGGUUUAGAUAUGUGGGCGACUGUAUUGGUGAAUGAUACUGUUGGAAUAUUAGCCCUUGGACACUAUUAUGAUGCCGAUACUGUUGCUGCUGUUAAAAUUGGAACCGGCACUAAUGCCUGUUACAUGGAGAGGGCAGACGCGAUCAUCAAAUGCCAAGGACUCCUCACAUCUUCCGGAGGAAUGGUGGUCAACAUGGAAUGGGGAAAUUUCUGGUCAUCUCAUUUGCCGAGAACAACUUACGAUAUUGACAUGGAUUUGGAAAGCCCCAAUCCAAAUGACCAGGGUUUCGAGAAAAUGAUAUCUGGAAUGUAUCUCGGGGACAUUGUCAGAAGAGUAAUCCUCAGAAUGUGCGAGGAGUCCGAUAUCUUUGGACCCGUCUCAUCCAAGUUGUUGACACCUUUCGUGCUGGAAAUGCCUCUAAUGGCGGCAAUGCAUGAAGACGAGUCUCCCGACUUGAAGGAAGUGGCUGCCAUCUUACGAGAAACGCUGGAGAUCCAAGGCGUUCCUCUAAAGGCACGGAGGCUCGUCGUCAAAGUAUGUGAUGUGGUGACUCGGAGAGCUGCACGGUUGGCAGCCGCCGGAAUCGUGGGGAUACUAAAGAAAAUUGGCCGGGACGGAACAGGAGGGAUCACUGGCAGCAGAAGCAGAAGCGACGCGAAGAUGAGACGAACAGUAGUAGCAGUGGAAGGAAGCCUGUACACGAGCUACAUGAUGUUCAGAGAGUACUUGCACGAGGCGUUGAACGAAAUACUGGGCGAAGAAGUGGCACAGCACGUCGUGCUCAGAACGACGGAGGAUGGAUCGUGUGUCGGGGCAGCUCUCCUCGCGGCGUUACAUUCUUCUUCUUCGUCGUCAUCAUCGUCGGAUGGCCUGCAUCGUCGACAAUAGUGUGGAUAGCGUGGGUAAGGGUACAGUUGCUAUAAAUAUAUAUAUCAUUCAUAUAUUUAUACGUAUAGCAAGCAAUCAAUCAGUCAGCCAGUCAGUCAGUCAGGGUAUAGGUGCCUUUCCUCCCCUUGUAAAUGUAGAAAAUUCUUUUGGGAAUUAUCUUUUGGUGGGUUAUAUAAAUAUAAGAAGAUGAAGAAGAAGAAGAAAAAAAGGUUUGUCUCCAGAAACUGUGUUUGUUUGUUUGUUGUCUCUCGUUCCCCAUCCCUCCAUUUUCAGCUUCUGUAAAAUUUGGCAAUGGCACUGUGGUAAAAGUAAAAAAAAAACAAAAAACA